ACAUAUGUUAAUAUCUCAGUAACUACUUGAUGUAUAUCAAUGAGACUUUAUACAAUGGUACUCAACCACCAAACCCACUUGAGUAAGUAGUUAAAGGUUUAUCGCGCAAAAGUUAUAUUUGAUAUACGACGAACACGUGUAUUUAUGGAUUAUGAACAUAACCUACCUGCUGAUAACAACAUGAUAACCACGAAUUUGAUAGCAGGAAGUGGAAAAAAAUUAAAUGAUUGGCCAAUGCUAAACGAUUUACUGUGGACUACUCAGAAUUGAAGAAUUACUAGUUAAAAUAAUAAAAGUGCAACUACUUGGAUAUUAUUCAAACUAUUCUGUAAAUGUAUAAAAUUGUUUUCAAAAUGGCAACUGUGAGGUUGGUAUGUGUGAUGUGUUUGGUGAUUCUAUUCUCAGUGUUGAGCAUCGGUUACAUGUACGGAUUGCUGUAUAAAGAGCCAUAUGCCGAACCCUUGGAAUUGCUAAGCUCGAUUAGGUGUAGCAUGGCAGAUAAACUGCAAGGACCAUUGCUCAAUAUAUCGGAACCCGUGUCUAACACUAAGUUGAGAGACGUCAAGUUCAAAGAGGUACAACCCGGUGGAGUGUAUCGUCAGAAUAUAUCAAAUUGUACGGAUACACAGUCAGUGGCGAUAAUAAUUCCAUACCGUGAUAGAAAAAUGCAUUUAGAUACGUUGGUCAGACAUUUACACAGUCUCCUGCAGAAGCAGUAUAUCAGCUAUGGCAUCUAUGUUUCAGAACUAGCUUAUCCAACUAUGUUUAACAAAGGCAUUCUGAUGAACGUGGCGUAUGUAAUUGCAAGAUAUGUAGGCAACCACAAUUGUUUUAUAUUCCACGAUGUUGAUCUAAUCCUUGCGGAUGACCGUAAUUUAUACAUAUGUGACAAAAAACCAAAGCAUAUGUCAUCUUACAAUACCAAAUACGCAGACCAUGGCGGCGUUCCAUAUAAAGAAUAUAUCGGAGGGGUUUUAGCAUUGACGGCCUCUCAGUUCCGUGCUGUGAAUGGCUUCUCCAAUAUGAUGUUUGGUUGGGGCGGCUCGGACGACUUGAUGUUCUUAAGGAUACAGGAAAAAAGACUUGGAUUAACCCGAGUCAGUGCUGAGUAUGGUCGUUAUUACGCUCUGCCACAUGACAGUGACCACGGGAACCCAGUCAACAAGGCGAAAUUUGAAAUGAUGGAUAUAUCUAGAAAACGCACUGACAAUGAUGGACUAUCAAAUCUGGGCGAUUUGUACAAGUUGGUAAAGAUGGAACAACGCCCACUGUAUACUUGGAUUUAUAUAAGAUGCAACAAAACUGAGAUCAUGAGGAAAUAUCUUGACAUUCGUACAUGAAGGCAGCAAUUUCAGAAUCGGAUAAUGGAAAAAUGAAUAUAAUGUACUAAAGCUGUUUUAUUGAUUUAUGCGUUCCUUUCUCCGUUUUAUAUACUGUAAAGAGGUCAACGAAUUGACUUGGCGUGUUGGAAGAAAUAAAAAUAACUUAAAAAGAAGCGGUUACUAUGAAAUGUUACAGUAGGUCAAAGGUUAGCAAAUGGAAAGGGUGUUAUGAAAACGUUGUCUGUACAACAGCUUCAGAACGGCUAGACAUUGUACCAGGAAGUUUGAGUGUUAGGCUGACAAUUACGCGUACAUGAACUUUAUUGUGUUUUUUUGAGAUCAGUAGGUCAAGGCCACUGUCAACAUAGUUUUAAAACUUUAUCGAAAGUCCACAUGAUAACUUCAUUUAAUUGAGAAGUCUUUGUAUUUCACAUUUUUUCUCGGUGGUAAUGUAGGCAGACUGCUUAUUACAUGACGAACAGUGGAGCAAAAUGUAAUGCGAGAUAAUAAUUCACUAGUCGCUCGGUCAAAGGUCAUAAUAACCUGAUUUAACUGGAAAUUUUAUGUAUAAAGCUUUAAUAUUGCACAUUUAUUCAGUGGUAAUGUAGGUAGUCUGCUUAUUACAUGACGAACAGUGAUGCAAAAUGUAAUGCGAUAUAUUCAGUGGCCGCUCGGUCAAGUGUCAAGGUCACAUUAAAUGGUUUUUGCAAAGUUUUUGUCCGCCUUAUAGGAGAUAAAAAAAGUAUAAAAUACGCCCCAAAUAUACCGUUUCGGACUGAAAUUGAUAUUUUUUUAUUGGGGUGUAUCCCGAACCCCCUGCAAACAAUUUAAACUAAGUGAAUUUCGGGUCUGACGGGUUGGCGCAUGCCAAAAGGUAACGCCCCUUAUUUGCGCCCCUCUCAUAUCAAAUUCCUGCCUUGGAAGCAGUUAAACACAGUACAUAAACUGCAGACAACAUUCAUCAAAUUAACAGAUACAGUGCCUAUUCAGACGAUUUCUUAAGAGUACGACUCAGACAUAGUCUCGUCCUUAAUCUUGUCCUUGGUCCUUGUCAAUCUCCACUGCGGCACUGUAGUAACGGCGGAUGGCAACGCAUGGUUUUAUGGGCACCACGGCAAAGGCUCUGGGUGGCGCCAAACGUUCACGUUGUAGGUAGCGGUCAUGUCGGCCAUUAGGAGGUCAUGGUUGUGGCAGUACAGCACCCAACCGCCUGGAUGAAAUGGAAUGAAUGAGGAGUUGGGUCAUGGUUUUCUAUGGUCUAGAAAUAUAUCAUUUGAUAAUUUCAAAUGUGAUUUUCUUUAUACAUGAAAGCCGAUAACAUGUUUAACUACCGGUAUUUAAAUCAAAUUUGUAUAUUUAAUGUAAUUUUCUGUUUACAUGAAAGCCGAUUACAUGUUUAACUACCGUUAUUAAAAUUAUAUUUCAAUUUCACGUUUUUGGAAUCACAAGUAGACGAUCUGGAAGUUCAAAAUAAAUGUGUAAACAUAACAGUUUCUAUAUAUUAAAAAGGGGCCUUUUGUUACGGUCCGAAAGAUCCGAAUAUUGCGGUAGGCACGAAUAACAAUCAAACAUCCGGGUCAUUAAUGGCCAGUUUGUUUACUUGAACCGCGAAUUUGCAUGUGAUUUUCUUAAGGCAAGUAAUCAUGCCAUGAGGAAACUUGCCUGGUAGCGUAUUAUUCCAGAGUAUAACUUUUGGCCAUUUUUUCUUUAGAAAACUUAACUCGAGAAUUAUUCGCGUUUAGUUUUCUAUUGUUAAAAUAAUCCUAGAGAAUAGCUGGAUUAUUUGAAUGAAAUGUAUUUGAAUUUGAGUGACGUCUAGAAUGUAAUUGAUGUAAGGAGAUAAAUUUAUCUUAAAGUGAUUUUUUUAAUUGACUUAACUUUAUUAUUCAAUACCAUGUUUCUGUCAAAUAACAUACUAUAUCGAUUGUCCAAGCUCACAUAGAAAUAAAACAUAUAUCAUUUUAAUUCAUUCACUUUUAAAUGCUUGAAGAAAUUAUUUAAAAAAAUGCAUAUAUAAUUCAUGUAUGUGUGGACAUUAUAAAAGAUAAUUUAUAUAUGAUGUUCAUGCUACAGGCAAAUCAUUUGAUGUAAAGAACACUACAAUUAGAAAAGUUGUAGAGAGCAUGGUAUGCGACAACUAUCCCCAGUACAUAGAAACGCUUUACUCCAUACAGUAUCUGCGUUAAAAUACCUAUACUCAGUACAUAACCACUGCGAAAUGGAACGAGAGAUUCUCAGAUAUUACUAUGAAGUUUUUAAAAUGCUGUGAAACAGAGAAGUUUAAUUUGAAAGAAAUGUGCAGAGAACAUGGUAAUUUUAC
Messenger RNA from Mya arenaria, 3642 nucleotides. Its product is annotated as beta-1,4-N-acetylgalactosaminyltransferase bre-4-like. The record is from RefSeq and is a predicted model, not a curated record. The transcript is spliced from 2 exons. Gene Ontology annotation, biological process: carbohydrate metabolic process. NCBI's taxonomy places the organism in Eukaryota, Metazoa, Mollusca, Bivalvia, Myida, Myidae. Bases 333 to 1340 code for a protein of 335 amino acids. Gene Ontology annotation, molecular function: glycosyltransferase activity.